This is a messenger RNA of Megalobrama amblycephala (Wuchang bream), 3564 nucleotides long. RefSeq names its product cholecystokinin A receptor (gene cckar). The record is from RefSeq and is a predicted model, not a curated record. Bases 356 to 1693 code for a protein of 445 amino acids. The transcript has 5 exons. Gene Ontology annotation, cellular component: membrane. Lineage: Eukaryota; Metazoa; Chordata; Actinopteri; Cypriniformes; Xenocyprididae. Gene Ontology annotation, biological process: neuropeptide signaling pathway. Gene Ontology annotation, molecular function: neuropeptide receptor activity; gastrin receptor activity.
UCUACGGUUCAGUGAACGGCAGAACUGAUCAACAGCAUUACUUCACAUCACAACUCAUGAGCAGCAAGAUUUGACGAUAUACAGUCCUGGAUGUACUUUAAGUAUCCAUUUUCUUUUGUUAUUUUUUGUUUUUUUCUUCUGACAUCUCAAAACUUUAAAUCUCAAGUUUUGUCUUGAAUAUAUCAUUGUGAAUUAGGAUAAAACCAUGUGCUUUACUAUAGAGUGCGGCACUGUGGCAUUAUGGCAGAGCAAAUGUUGCUGUACUUUUACUUCCAAGAGAUGAAGAUACAUUCGUUUGGAUAGAAACUAUAUUGAAGGAAAGCGGGAAGUCAUCAGAAACAACAAACAAACAAACAUGGAGACAUUUACAAUUCAAGAUAUGCUCAUCAAUUCCACUGAUAUUUAUAAAAUACUAUGUGGAUUGGGAAUCGGGAAUUUGUCGGAGUGCAAAAAUGACAGUGACAGCACGCUCGAACCAAAAGAUAUGAACCAGACUGUUCGGAUCGUGCUGUAUGUGUUCAUCUUCCUCCUGAGCUUCAUAGGGAACAGCCUCAUCAUCACCGUCCUGGUGCGGAACCGGCGGAUGCGGACGGUCACGAAUCUGUUCCUGCUGUCUCUGGCCGUCAGUGAUCUGAUGUUGUGUGUGUUCUGCAUGCCCUUCACACUCAUCCCCAACCUCAUGAAGGACUUCAUCUUCGGCAGCGGCAUGUGUAAAGUGGCCACGUACUUCAUGGGUAUUUCGGUGAGUGUAUCCACAUUUAACCUUGUGGCCAUCUCUCUGGAGCGGUACAGUGCUAUCUGCAACCCCUUUAAGUCCCGUACCUGGCAGACGAAGUCCCAUGCUGCAAAAGUCAUCACAGCCACUUGGGUCGUGUCUUUUUUGCUCAUGCUGCCUUAUCCGAUAGGCAGCACCCUGGUGCCUUUCAUGCGCAGUAACAAUAGCACAGGCAACAUGUGCCGCUUGGUUUGGUCCAGUGAAGUCAUGCAGACCUGGUAUGUUUUCCUGUUGCUGAUACUCUUUCUCGUGCCUGGGAUCAUAAUGAUGACAGCUUAUGGCCUCACCUCACUCGAACUCUUCAGGGGAAUCAAAUUUGAAAUGGCUAAUAGGAAGUCAAACAGAGAGAAAGAAUACGGCACGUCCAGUCUGAAAAAUGGCGAUAGCGAUGGCUGCUACUUCCAGCCGUCCAAGAGGAAGCGCGCCGAACCCGUGCCGCUCAGCAACCCAAAAUCCAAACUGAGAAGGGUUUGCAGCAACAGCCCUACAGCAAACCUCAUGGCCAAGAAACGGGUCAUACGCAUGCUGCUGGUGAUCGUGGGGCUGUUCUUCCUCUGCUGGACACCGAUCUUCGUUGUUAAUGCCUGGCGAGCCUUCGACAGACGUUCGACCGAUCGUCUCCUCUCAGGAGCACCAAUAUCCUUCAUCCACUUGCUGUCCUACACAUCUGCCUGCGUCAAUCCCAUAGUCUACUGUUUUAUGAACAAACGCUUCAGACAGGGCAUUCUGUCGACAUUCAACUGCUGUAGGGAUGAUUUUGAUGAAGUGAGCAGGAGCAGCUUCCGACGUAGCACCAGAAGAGCUGGAGGGCUGGGAACGCUGUUUGGAGGAACCGGACAGGCUGACGGUAACACGCAAACCUCAGGAACGCUUACUAGGCUGACUGAGACCAGUAUCCGUGGCUCAGCACAAGCAUAAUUGACACUCAUCAAACCUAGAAAAUUUCAGCCUAAGAACCCAUUUUGGUAUAACAAGAAGUAUAUCUAGAGGAAAGUCUGAAAAAUAUGAUAUCAUUAUCAAAAUCGUUCAGAGCUUGGCAGGGCCGCGCACAGACGUUUUGGGGGGGCAGGUGCUCAAGUUAAAAAAGGCACCCCUCUUAUAAUUAUUUAUAAAAAGUAAAGUUACAUAUUGCUGAUCAUCUUUUAUUAAUUACAUUAUUUAAAACUACACACUAUAGGGCUGUUAUACCAAUUAAAUGAAAUCAGUAUUAAUCCAUCUUACCAUUAAUCAAAAUCCAUUUACACUUACAAUUUUCUAAAUUGUAUUAUGAGAUUAUUGUACUAAAUAUAACAUUUUGAAAAUAGAAAUAUGACAAGUUGGAAAAUGUAUGAAAAAUGAAAUACUAUUAUAUAUUAAACUAAAACUGACAGUAGGUGGUGGCAAGUCGUAAUAAGUGAAUGAUAGAAUCGUUUAUUCAACCGAUUUGUUCAAACCAGCUGAUUCAUUCAUGAAAGAAGCAAGUCUCUAUUGACUUUAUGAAUGGGUCAUUGAAUCAUUGACUUCCCUGAUUUGUUUAAUCAUUCAAGAACGAAACACUGCUGUGUGUUGCUGGGAGACGCAACUACUCUGCUUUGUUUGGAACUAUUUUUGUUGGCCCAAUAGAGCAAAAACUCAACUCAAACUCAGAAAUCAAAAUUACAACGUUGUGUCUAAAAAUAAAUGUAAUGUUUAUCGAACGGUUUGUAAAAUUAAUAUUACAUUUUGCAAAUUGCGCUUAUAUUUGGGAAAAUAGCACUCCUGCUCGUGUGAUAUUGCUUAACUAUAGUAUGCUAUAAACAGAAUACAAGAACUCGUAAGGGCAAUUCAUAUUUUGAAUUUUAGCGGCAUUUUUAUUCAUAGCAUUUUCGACCUUACACAACUUUAUUUUACGUCAACAGCAGACUAGUUUGUUCAUUGUUAAGCUUAAUGCAGGGCUAUUGCCUAAGUUAGACUGGCUGUAUUGAGAUGUUUUAAUAUUGAUUAAUAAACAGUGUCGAAGUUUAGAGCAAACACGACAGUUACCUGGCUGUCACCAAUGAAGGCACGUCUGUGAGAUGUGGAUGCUGCUCGCUUGGUGGCUGUGACAAAGGAUGUUGGAGAGUGGGAGUCGCAUUAUUAUUAAGAAUAAGUUGUCGGCACAUGCUGAGAAUUGAUUGAGAAUGGAUGCCAUGGUGCAAAUUUAAACACAAACUAAAAUAUAAAAUAAAAAAAUGUCUUGCAAAAAGGGUACUUAUCUAGUCCGAGUUCAAAAGGGCAGGUGCUUGAGCACCACUUGGGGUCUAUCUGUGCACGUGCCUGGAGUUUGGCGAUGUUUAGUAAAAUGGCUGCUAACUGAAAAGAGACUGAUUGUACUGUUGAUAAAUGAGAGCACAAGCACAUAGACAGUGGCUGCCAAUAGCAUCGAAAUGCUGACAGAAUCUAGUGCUUAAUUUAAGUAUGUCACUGUUAAACAAACAGAAGCAUCAAAUGGAGCAAGACUUUGUCUUCAUUUCGGCUCUGACUUAUAAAUGUUGAGAUUUUUAUAAAACACAAGACUUUAUAAAUAAGUUUGUCCAUUUGGCUCUCUAAUUUUCUGGCUCACCUAGAAGACAAAGAGGAAUUCCUUUGCUUUUCUUGGUAUUUUACUUAAUUUUUGUGCGUGCGUGUUAUGGUCAAAGCAAUCUUCCAGAUGUUUUUAGAAUAUUCUAAUAGUUCUUUUAAAUACACUACCAUUCAAAAGUUUGUGGAGUUGGGAAGAUUUUUUAAAAAGUUAUUUAAAGAAGUUUCAUAUGCUCACUAAGGCUGCUUUUUUUGUUUGUUUGUUUCUGCAU